AUGGCGGCAAAAGCUGAAGAGUUCAUCAGGUUACUUCAAGGAGAUAUAUCUCAGCAACUGAAGCUUGCUGGAGAAUAUUCCAAUUUGACAUACAUUACAAACAGCCAGCAGUUGAAAGAUAACCAUUCCAUUUACCUGGAGAGCACACAGAGAAACACAUGGACUAGGAGAAAAAAUGGAUUGUCAAUUGGAAGAAUUUACUUCGUGCAUCCUUCAACUGGAGAACGCUUCUAUUUGAGAAAGUUGUUAAAUUUUGUCAAAGAAAGCACUUCUUAUGAAAGUAUUAGAACAAUAAAUGGGGUGACAUAUCCUAAUUUUAAAGGUGCAUGCUAUGCUUUGGGAUUGUUAGACGAUUAUAAAGAGUGGAUAGAUUGCUUGACUGAAGCUGCAAUAUGGGCAACUGGAAAAGAUUUAAGACAUCUUUUCGUCAUGAUACUCAUUCACUGUCAGGUUUCUGAUGCAUCACAACUUUGGAAAUCUAAUUAUAUUGCAUUGUCAGAAGACAUAACUUCAUCGCAAAGGAAGAGAUUUAGAAUGAAUGAUCUUAAGUUAACUGAACAACAAGUUGAAGCAUACACAUUGUUCGAGAUUGAAAGUAUCAUGAUGAAGAUGGGAAAAAGUUUGAAAGAUAUAGAUGGAAUGCCCUUGCCUAAUCCAUCUUUGAUAAGAGACUCGGCAGAGUUGACUUGUGAAAUUCAACAAGGCACCCUACUAGCUAGACUUCUUGUGAAAACUUCUUUGAUCAUUUGGGAUGAAGCACCUAUGGCAAAUAAGUUCUUCUUUGAAUCUUUGGAUAAUACCUUAAGAAAUAUUCUAAGAACAAGGUUUGAAAAUAGCUCUAACAAACCUUUUCGAGGACUUACAAUAAUUGGAGAUGGUUCAUUAUAUGAUGACAUUGAUAGAAAAUUAAUUAAGCUUCCUUCUGAUAUCGCCAUAAAUCCAUCUCAAGAUCCACUGAAAUCCAUAGUUGAAGUUAUCUACCCAUCACUUUUACAAAAGUACAACGAUUCUGCAUAUUUGACAGAAAGAGCAAUACUAACACCAAAAAACGAAAUGGUCUAUGAACUAAAUGAGAUGAUUAUGAAUAUUAUACCUGGUGAAGGGAGAACAUAUUUUAGCUCAAACAGUAUAUGCAAAGCAAGUGUAAAGACAAAUGAUGAAGAUCUUUUGUAUCCAGCUGAAUUUUUGCAUAAUUUGAAAUUUAAUGGCAUCCCUAAUCAUGAGAUGCGACUUAAGGAAGGUGCUCCUGUAAUGCUCCUUAGAAAUCUAAAUCAAACAGAAGGCCUAUGCAAUGGCACAAGAUUGAUUAUCAAGCGUCUUGGUAAAUGGUCCAUUAGAGGGGACAUCAUUUCUAGAACAAAUAUUGGUGAAAAUGUCACAAUUCCAAGAAUUAUCAUGUCUCCCAAUGAAUCAAGAUGGCCAUUCAAUCUUAAUAGACGACAACUUCCGUUGGAACCAUGUUUUUCCAUGACAAUCAACAAAAGCCAAGGAAAAUCUCUUAAACAUGUUGGCUUGUACCUCCCUAAGCAAGUAUUCACCCACGGUCAAUUAUAUGUUGUUGUGUCCCGAGUUACCAUAAGAGAAGGAUUGAUCAUACUAAAUGUUGAUGAUGAGAUGUUAUCGGAUGCUUAUGUUGUGUGA
Messenger RNA from Humulus lupulus (European hop), 1641 nucleotides. RefSeq lists its product as uncharacterized. Gene Ontology annotation, molecular function: DNA helicase activity. Lineage: Eukaryota; Viridiplantae; Streptophyta; Magnoliopsida; Rosales; Cannabaceae. The transcript is spliced from 6 exons. The record is from RefSeq and is a predicted model, not a curated record. Gene Ontology annotation, biological process: telomere maintenance; DNA repair. Bases 1 to 1641 code for a protein of 546 amino acids.